Molecule: messenger RNA, 1636 nt
Organism: Exophiala xenobiotica
Lineage: Eukaryota; Fungi; Ascomycota; Eurotiomycetes; Chaetothyriales; Herpotrichiellaceae
Exons: 2
Coding region: 339-1352 (337 amino acids)
Source: RefSeq, a predicted model, not a curated record
GGAAUGUUGAAAAGUUGCCGGCCACAUUCCUUCCCUUUGUUUUCAUGUCUCGCGCUUACACGUCGUCCGCCGUUGACUUGUUUGCCAUCAUCAUAAGCCAUGGCAUUUGCUCCGCCUGGCCUGUCCAGCACCAGUCUUGGGUACCCAUGAAGCUCGACUGCUGAGCGACUGAUCUGAUACGCCUUUGUCUAUCUAACCGAUCGCGGCGGCAUUGCUACUCUUUGUGCCAAAUCCUUCUCUUGUCAAACCCUUCCCCCUGUUCGCACCUUCGCUUGUCAUUACAUCGAUAUCUCAGCAGAAGGCUCAAGAGAGAGAGAUUGAAUAGUAAAUUCGUCAGAAUGGUCAACUCGUCCGGGACCCCGCGGUAUGGCACCGAUGACCAGGCAGGAGGUGCACGACGAGAGCGAAGCAAGACCCCAUCAGCAGAUCCGGGCAUGAAGUCCCGUAUAGGAGGAACAGCUGACUCCGCAGGCUCCAAUCGCAGCAACUCCGGCCGGCCCCUCAAAAGAGAGACCAAGACGGCCAGCGCAGAGGGACCAUCGGAGUCGUCGCGCAGCGGUCAUCCAGAGGGUGGUGGGAGUGGCAGUGGGAGCCGCGGCAGCCGCGACCACAAAGACAACGUCGGGGGCGCGCUGCAGGGUCCGGGUCCGCAACCGACCCCCAAGGCGACGAAGCCGACGCCGAAGAAACCGGCAACGAGCGCGAAAAAGGCAAGAAGACCAGCACCGAUCCCCAUCACUAACGACCGGCCCAAGAGGGAGCGAAAGGCACCCGAGCGCUAUUCGCCAGGCCUGAUGCCCAGCCAGAAGAAGGCCUUGGAGAAGAAGCAAAGCCAGAGGAAGAAAAAGACAACGACCACAAAGGCCAAGGCCAAGGCCGGCGGCGUCACGAAGUCGACCAGCACCAAGAAGGCGGCCGCAGCGAAGAAGGACGUCGCGAAGAAGGCUGCCAAAGCCGCGACGGCAACGACGACCGCGAGCACGACAACAAAGACCAAAGCCAAGACAGCAUCCCAGACCACGGCCACAACCACAACCACGGCGACCAAGCCCAAGCCCAAGAAGAAGACUACUCCCAAGGGGGCGACUAGCAAGGCUGCGACGACGACGAAGUCGAAGUCCAAAGUUGCUAAAGGAACGCCGAAGAAAGCUGUUACACCCAAGAAGAACCUCAAGGUAAAGGCUGACGCAAAGAAAACAACAGCCACAGCCAAGCCCAAGCCCAAGCCCAAGCCCAAGAAGGCUGCACCAAAGAAGACGCAAACGCAGACACCAAAACCGAAGCCUGCAGCGCCGGCCGCGACGAAAGUCCCGGAAAAACCGCAGAGAGCCUGGUCUCCGUUUUUCGGCUAACUGCUCUCAGCGGCAUUCCCAUCUCCAUUCCAUAGUUUGCGGUGGGCGGCACAUUAAUGAGUAGCCCUUGAUGGAAUUGAAACACAACAAGGCAGAGACAGAACAUGCCAAUUGUCGGAAAAGGAUGGGCGAUGAUGUGGGUUAGCGGCAUCAUGCGGUAACUUGGAGCAAGGGGAGUUGGCCAGGAACAAACAGCACGAGGCACGACGAGGCUGAGCCUGGAAGGGGUGUCUCGAUGAAUAUCGGACGCAAAUGGCUAUCGCCGUCGAGCUGGAAAUGUGUCA